UCUCUCUGCCUUGAGGACGCCUGCUGUUCGGUGGCUGCUUGAGUCGGAUUGUCCAUUUCCGUGCUCCAAGUUCAGUUAUCUGUGCUUCGAUUUGAUGCUUUUACUUGUUGCCUACGACUAGUUGCUAUGCGCGAUCUAGCUAUUCGGUGCUUGCUUGCACGCGUCUCAUGGUGUCACAGCGCACAAAUGACAGCAGAGCAGAGCAGAAGCUUAGAGUUCAGUUUCUUAUGCGGGGCUGGGCCGGUUCGGCUGGCUUGAGUUUCAUGCUUUCGCUCAUCGCGUAGCCAUCCGGCUACGGAUUGCUCUAUGGGACCUAACUUUUUGGUGCUUGCAUACAUGUCAUGGCGUUGCAUCCUAGCUAGAUUGAUAAGGAACAGAGUAGAUGCUACAGUUUUCGUCUGGUGGGAUGGGAGCAAUAGUGUCUCAGUAAUAGCUGUCUAUGUCUGCCUUGUCUAGAGAAUUCCUGGUAGCUAGGUUAGCAAAGUAGAUCACAUACUUGCUGAGCAUGAUUGGUUGGCGGCUUGGCGCCAAGCGCUAGAUGGCCGUUGGCGCGUGAAAAGGUCGGGCUGGUCCCUGCAGCUUCAUAUUAGUUGAUGCGUCCGCAUCUCGUGUUUGAGUUAUUAAACAUGCUCUAACCAGUUAUUUAAUAUGCUUGCAUUGUCUGGGGACAACCUUGUGUGAUUUGAUGCAUGGCAUAGUAUUACAGUGCCGAAACGGUCGAAUAUUCAGUAUGUUAGAUCUUUCCUUCGGUUCCAGUAUUAGUGCGUACUAAUUAGUUCUGGUUGCCUGCAUAGCCGUUUACGCUCGCUACACGACAGAGCAAGUUACGUACUUGCUAAACGUGUUUGGUCGGUGCUGAGUGUUGGAUAACUGUCCAUUUAUGUGCUCAGAUUUCACCCUUCUGCGUUCAAGCUUGUCCAUGCUACUCCAGAUAACUGCUUUUAUUUGUCAACCAUGCCUUGCACAUCAAAGUUAAUAUGUAUGCAUCUAACUACUACAUACUACAUAUUUCCAUAUUCUGGAAACAACCUUAUAUGCUAACCAUUUGAACAACAACAACAACUAAGCCUUUAGUCCCAAACAACCUUAUAUGAUAAGGGUUUGAAGUCGAGUAAAAAUAAAUAGUUUUCUUUAGUGCAAGUAUUGAUGUGGUAAAAAUCAACUUUGAGUGCCUGUCUAGUGCAGUGCGGUCUGCCAGCUGGAUAACAUAGUAAGUUGCAUACUGACUAAACAAAUGUUACAAGUUUGAUGUGCUGAGUGCUACUGACUAACGCUGCUUACCUAAUAGGCACAACAAGCUUUGUGCACAAGCUGUCAUCAUCCAUCCAUUCUCAAGACUAAUAUGGCGAUGCCAUAAGGUGCUUUUAAUGCCAUGGGAUUAUACUAUGGCCUUGAUGUUGCUGCAUUCGGUAUGUCCGUUAUGGAGAUUCCGAGAGCAACAAUGGCAGUUUACAACCAGGCCACAAUGCUAAUCUUUGUCGCAGCAGCAGCAGCAGCAGCAGCAUCAUUAGCUUCUCUCCACCAUUGUUCGCUGCUGAGCCCUUAUGUGGCCGCACCAGCAGUAUUCCUGGUUGGAGCAACGAUGUGAAGCUGCAUGGGUAAAGAGUCACAAAGGUCCAUUUCACUUACCCUUGUGGAUAACAUGGCUCGUUUUGAAGUUACUUUUGUGCUAGCAUAAUCUAACUAGCUAGGUUAAGCUAUACUCUAAAUCUGUAAAGAAAGUCAAUACUUAGUUUUAGUUGAGCUUUGUGUAAAAUAUGGAAAGGAAGACUGGAAUGGUACUGGAUGAACAUGUCCUGAAAGCUACUGAUCGCAAGAGGAAACAUGAGUCGUCUGUGAAGAGUACUGGCACAGAUGAUUUUGCUGAGGUCUCUCAGCAUGCUGAUGGUUCUGCUGUCCUUAAGAAGUCUAAAAUGACCUCCUCUGCUGGUGAUAUUCUGGAGUGCUAUAAGAACUUCAAGACAAGCGGUUCGCCCGUGCGCGUGCUUUGUUACCACCAGGGUAAAUGGAGGGACUUUCCAGAGCAUGUUGUGAAUCUGGUACAGCAGGACUUCCAGUUGAAGAGGCCAAUUACUAAUGCUGUAUUGAAGAACCAGCAAGUCCUGUUGGACUUUAUGCACAUGGUCUGCAUUGAUUCUUCGAUGACCACAAACAAGCCAAUAGCAUGGAUUGAUGUUCAUGGUAACCGCUUCUUUCCAGAGUUAUGUGCUGGACUGGUAACAUCUAAACCAUCUCAGCAUGGGAAAAGUGACCCCAGUGGUAAAUCUAAAGCUGGUGAGUGUGCUGGGACUUUGAUUUUGACAGCUGAAGCUGAAAGCUCGAGUUCAGAUUCUGUUGAUGCAGUACUCCCUCAUGCUAAGAAGGUUAAUAACAUACUGGAGGAAGGACAGGAGGUACAUAAUUAUGCUGCUGUUGAAAAUAAAGCUGGUCCUGCAAUCUGUUUGAAUGAACCUGCUAGUGGAAACAUACAUGCUGCUACUUAUAAGCAGAAAAUUGGCCAACCUGUUGAUUCAGCUGUGCGCAAGUUAUUGCUUGAAGGGGCAGGCCAACCUUUUAGUGAAGAAAAUAUUAUUGGCAUCUACAGAACUCCACUGGUAGAUCAGCAAGGGCGGGCUCGCUUCAAUCUUUUCCAGAAGGAACUUGAGGCCACCAAAAUGCAUCGUGGCAACGCAAAUGUGCGCUACGCGUGGCUACCUUGUUCCAAGGAUACUAUGGAGGAGAUGAUGAUGCGUGGUGUUCUGGAAGUUACAAAACCCAUGCUGGGGCCAGUGUAUGGCAUUGGUACACAUCUUGCUCCAGCGAACUGUGCCCAAACCUGCGCUAGCUACUCAGAUAUUGACGAAAAUGGCAUCAUGAGGAUGAUGCUGUGCCGUGUUAUAAUGGGUAAUGUUGAGGUUGUACUUCCUGGAUCAAAGCAAUUCCAGCCAACCAAUGAAAGAUUUGAUAGUGGUGUGGAUGAUCUUCAAAAGCCAAAGCACUAUAUCAUAUGGGAUGCUAAUGUGCAUCGACACAUCUAUGCUGAAUAUGCUGUUGUUAUCAAAGCACCUUCCAUGACCAAUGAAUACUUGGCUAGAGAAGAUACUGCAUCCAACAUAUCUGAGAUAAGAAAUUCUGGUUCAGCAGAAAGUGUAAUCAAGGACGAUAGUUCCGAAACCAUGGCAUCUCCAGCUGAUAAACAACAAGCACCCAGGUUUGGGCGUGCCCCAACUCGAAGGCCUCCUACUUCACCCUGGAUGCCCCUCCCAAUGCUUUUCGCUGCCAUCUCCACAAAAGUUCCUCGUUCUGACAUGGAUGUAAUCCAUGGACACUAUGAAGAAUUCAAGAGGAGAAAGAUAAGCAGGCCCGAGUUUGUGAGACGGCUAAGACAGAUCUUCGGCGACAAGCUGCUGGUUUCUACAGUAAUGAGGCUGCAACCUAAGGUAGUGGCACCCAUGGCAGGUGCUGAAGUGCUACCAAGAGGAGCACCCGGCACGGGAGGGAGCAGCACCUCCUGAAGUAGCAGUUCGUCGAGAUAACAGCUCGUGGAGCCGCUCCUAGUGGAGAGAGAUAGAGAGAGCACAGGGGAGGCCAUUAAGUUAUGUGUCGGUUGGUUAUAGACAAAAACUAGUCGGUAAACUGCGAGCAGCCUGUUAAGUUGGUGUAGCUUUGUUUGGUUCCAUGUGGUUGGUCUCUUGGCGUCAGUCGGUAACUGGAAACACUCUGUUGUAGCCGAUGCUGUUGUGUGCAAAUCUGUGUUGCAGCUUGUA
This is a messenger RNA of Triticum aestivum (bread wheat), 3746 nucleotides long. Its product is annotated as inactive poly [ADP-ribose] polymerase RCD1. The transcript is spliced from 7 exons. The record is from RefSeq and is a predicted model, not a curated record. Lineage: Eukaryota; Viridiplantae; Streptophyta; Magnoliopsida; Poales; Poaceae. The coding region runs from base 1758 to 3494 and encodes 578 amino acids. Gene Ontology annotation, molecular function: NAD+ poly-ADP-ribosyltransferase activity.